CCAUUUCUUGUGGACAUCCUGGGGUACCUGCCAAUGCAGUUCUUUCAGGAGACAAAUUUACAUACGGCUCCAUAAUUCACUACUCUUGCACAGCGGGUCGAAGGCUCAUAGGAAAUUCUACUAGGGAGUGCCAAGAAGAUAGCCGCUGGAGUGGGACUCUCCCCCACUGUUCAGGAAAUAAUCCUGGCUAUUGUGAUGACCCAGGAGUACCAGCUCACGGGUCUAGACUAGGGGAUGAGUUCAAAACAAAGAGUCUGCUACGUUUCUCCUGUGAAAUGGGUUAUCAGCUGAGAGGAUCUGCAGAACGAACGUGCCUGCUUAAUGGUUCCUGGUCAGGGAUACAGCCUGUGUGUGAAGCUGUAUCUUGUGGGAACCCUGGCACCCCAGCCAACGGUAUGAUAAUAUACACUGAUGGAAUAUUAUUCUCCAGCUCAGUCAUUUAUGCCUGCUGGGAAGGUUAUAAAACUACAGGGCUAACUACUAGACAUUGUACUGCUAAUGGGACGUGGACUGGCACAGCUCCAGACUGCACAGUGAUAAGCUGUGGAGAUCCAGGUGCAUUAGCAAAUGGCAUUCAGUUUGGAAAUGAUUUUACCUUUAAUAAGACAGUCAGCUAUCAGUGCAAUCCAGGAUACUUGAUGGAGCCUGCCAGUUCAUCUACCAUGCGUUGUAUAAAAGACAACACUUGGAACCAGAGUAAACCAAUUUGCAAAGCUAUUACCUGUGGCUCCCCUCCACCCGUUCUCUAUGGGAAAGUGGAAGGAUCUGAUUACCGCUGGGGUGCCAGUGUAAGUUACAGCUGUGCAGAAGGCUAUCAGCUAUCCAACACAGCUAUUCUCUCCUGUGAGGGUCGAGGAAUUUGGCGAGGAGACAUCCCACAAUGUUUGCCUGUGUUUUGUGGUGAUCCUGGAACUCCAGCAGAAGGACGUCUCAAUGGAAAAAGUUUCACCUACAGAUCUGAAGUGAGCUUUCAGUGCAGACCCCCUUUUAUUCUGAUAGGCUCUUCAAGAAGGUUCUGUCAAGCAGAUGGCACUUGGAGUGGAAUUCAGCCAACAUGCAUCGAUCCAGCUCAUAAUACAUGUACAGACCCUGGUACUCCACAUUUUGGAAUACAAAAUAGUUCGAGAGGUUAUGAGGUUGGGAGCACAGUCUUUUUCAGAUGCAGAAAAGGUUAUCAUAUACAAGGAUCUACCACUCGUUCUUGUCUUGCUAACUUAACCUGGAGUGGCAUACAGUCUGAAUGCAUUCCUCAUGCCUGCAGGCAGCCAGAGACACCAGCACAUGUAGAUGUGAAAGCAAUAGAUCUUCCUACUUUAGGGUAUACUUUGGUGUAUACCUGUCAGCCAGGAUUUUUUCUUGCUGGUGGAUCAGAGCAUCGGACAUGUAAACCAGAUAUGAAAUGGACAGGAAAAUCACCUAUUUGUAAAAUUCCCUCAGAUGUGUUUUUUAUAAAUUCACUGUGGAAAGGGUUUUAUGAAUAUUUAGGAAAAAGACAGCCUGCUACUCUGACUGUUGAUUGGUUCAAUACCACAAGCAGCAAAGUGAAUGCCACAUUCAUUGAGGCAUCCAAUAUACAACUCAAACUAUCAGGUGUUUACAAGAAAGAAGAAGCUCAUUUGCUCUUGAAAGUUUUUCAUAUUAAAGGACCUAGUGACAUUUUUGUAAGCAAGUUUGAAAAUGACAACUGGGCACUAGAUGGUUAUGUAUCCUCAGGGCUUGAAAGAGGUGUUUUUACCUAUCAAGGUGAUAUACAUGGAAAAGACUUUGGAAAAUUUAUGCUCCAAAGACAAGGUCCUUUAAGUGCAGAUGCAGACCUUUCAAAUCACUACUAUGGUACAAACAGCAGUUCUGUUGCAGCUGCCAUCCUGGUACCAUUCUUUGCUCUAAUAUUAUCAGGGUUUGCAUUUUACCUCUACAAACACAGAACAAGACCAAAAGUACAGUACAAUGGCUAUGCUGGACAUGAAAACAGUAAUGGACAGGCUUCAUUUGAAAACCCCAUGUAUGACACAAACUUAAAACCCACAGAGGCAAAGGCUGUGAGGUUUGAUACGACUCUGAACACAGUUUGUACAGUG
Messenger RNA from Apaloderma vittatum (bar-tailed trogon), 2078 nucleotides. RefSeq names its product CUB and sushi domain-containing protein 1-like. The annotation marks the transcript as partial. The transcript has 14 exons. The record is from RefSeq and is a predicted model, not a curated record. NCBI's taxonomy places the organism in Eukaryota, Metazoa, Chordata, Aves, Trogoniformes, Trogonidae.